This is a messenger RNA of Lachancea dasiensis, 438 nucleotides long. The record is from the annotation of a GenBank genome assembly. NCBI's taxonomy places the organism in Eukaryota, Fungi, Ascomycota, Saccharomycetes, Saccharomycetales, Saccharomycetaceae.
AUGAGACCAACACUAAGCACCUUUUUUCAUGAGUCUCCUGUAAGCCUUUUGACAAGGCCUUGGAAAAAAAAUCGCGAUGGGACGCUCUUUUACGGUGUUUCAAAAUCUGGUAACAGGCGGACCCCUCUGACCACUAAACAAGGAAACAAAACCAUGUACAAAGGUACCCGUUCCUCUGGUAUCGGUAAGCACACAAGAUAUGGUGGCUACACAAUUCAGUGGAGAAAAGUGCGUACAUUUGUGACCCCUAAGAAUUACAAUUCUGAACUCAAACCUCUUGUCAGCCACAGGCUACCGGAGCUAAGACACACUUUCCAAGGCUUCCAGAAGGGUGCUUUGGACACGCAGCUCUAUUUCCGGAAGCUUCGGGACUAUGUUAAAUAUGGGAAAGUACAGAGCGAAGCUUCGGACGUACAGUGCUAUGUGGAAAGGGGGUAA